Drosophila bipectinata is the source of this 1248-nucleotide messenger RNA. RefSeq names its product probable serine hydrolase. The record is from RefSeq and is a predicted model, not a curated record. NCBI's taxonomy places the organism in Eukaryota, Metazoa, Arthropoda, Insecta, Diptera, Drosophilidae.
ACAGAAAGACGCAAAGAAAGUCUGCGGUUUUCAUUCUUAAAGAUUAUAAAUAUAUUUUAUUAUCUUCGCCGCAAUGGGAACUUUAUCUUUGAAGGAUUACGAGGAGGUGAGAAUACCCGCACCCUGGGGCCACAUAUCGGGACGUUGGUAUGGAAAUCGGACAGAACGUCCCAUCCUGGCUCUCCAUGGUUGGCUCGACAACUCUGGCACCUUCGACCGGCUGAUUCCCCUCUUGCCCGACUACAUCGGAGUACUCUGCAUCGACCUGCCGGGCCAUGGCAGAUCCUCGCCCUUGCCGCCGGGAGUGCAGUACAGUAUUAACGACUAUGUCUACAUCAUACCCAGAGUAAUGAGGGAGUACAACUGGAAGAAGGUCUCUUUGAUGGGCCAUUCCCUGGGCGGAGUGCUGAGCUUUAUUUACGGGGCGUUAGCCCCGCAUACCAUUGACAUGAUAAUAUCUUUGGACAUCUUGAUUCCACUGCGAGUGGAUAUUGAUAAUAUAGCUAGCAGCUUGGAGAAGCUCCUGGUGGAGGAGGAGCGUCAGGACCAGGGAAACCUUCACGAACCGCCGUCCUACACCUUCUCUCAGCUGGGGACCCUUCUCGCCAAAGGCAGCCACAACUCUGUGACCCCCGAACUCGCCCCACACCUGCUGCAUCGGCAGGUGAUCAAAUCGCAACUUUAUCCGGAGAGAUACUACUUCUCGCGCGACGGAAGGGUCAAGUACUACCACUACAUUGACAUCGACCCGGGACUUGAUGCGGAAAUGGCCAGACAGCUCCGGAGAAAACCCUUCCUCAUCAUCAAGGGUGCCAUGUCACCGUAUCUUCCAUCUCGAGUGCCUGCGGAGGGUCCAAUGUCCAUUUUGGCCGAAAACAAUCCCCAUUUCGAGUUUCACAGCAUCGAGGGCGGCACCCACCACAUCCACCUGCACGCCGCGGAGGAGUGUGCCCGGUACAUAGUGCCCUUCAUCCAGAACCAUCGCCCUCCGCCCCUGACAUCCUGGUCAUUAAAUGGAAAAGAAGAGGAUCGAAGCCACAAGAUACAGAGUCGAAGAAACGGCCUGUUCGGUUGGGGCAAGAAAAGGCGAAGCAAGCUAUGAACUAGUUACUAGUGGGUCAUAGUCCGAUUAUGGGCUGAGCGACCAAGGUUCCGUCUUAUCUAAAGAUUAUUGUACUAUAGAAGUUGACCUGCGCUAAUCAUUGAACAUGAAGACAAUGUUAUAAUCACGCUCAUAUGCAUUUUCAA